ACGUGCACUACCGUGACGUGUUUUCGCUGGUCAAAGAUGCGGAUUCGACGCAUGCCAUUUUGGAUAUAAACUGAACAGCGAGCGCUAUGGAACCUCCGUACGAACGCGGCGCGGACGCGCCGACCGCCGCAGACUCGACGGUGACCCUGUGCUUCUUCAACGGGUGCUCGCAGCCCGCGCGCCCUGGCUCUGUCAAAUGCGCUUUUCAUCGCAAGAAAGGAACGUGUGUCGGGCCUGCUUGUCGCAACCAAGUGUACGCCCGUGGCCGAUGCGUGCUGCAUGGAGCCCGGAAACCGUGCACGUACCCCGACGGAUGCGACGGAUUUGCUCGAAGUCGAGGGCUGUGCAGUCGUCACAGCCGAGGAGGACAACCUAACCACUCGGACGAUGUCUCGAACGCCCCCGACCGGUCCAGCAGCAUGCACAAGAGUGGCAACUACAUCCGGCACCGCCAACCCCACCAUCCAUAUUUUGCCAGCCCCCAGCAACGCGGCGCGCUCUCGCCAGCGAAGAUGCUGCUCGAAGUGGAUCCGAAGGCGCGGUCUUGCCUGGAUGGCCUAUUGCAACUCAACCAACACCAUCAUGACCAAGACCACGUUUACUCCACCAUGCAUCAGAUGAACCCGAGCCCGAGGACGUUGCCGCCGCUGCUCCCUUCCCGGGCGGCACCCUGCACAUACACGAACCCAACCAGCCUGCCGACGCUGCCUUCCAUCCGCUCAUGGUUGAACCAUCCUCCAUGCAUAAUGUAUUAGCUUGCUCCGAAUGGACUGCCUGGUCGUGUCAAUGCGAGAAGUUUUCGUGCACA
Molecule: messenger RNA, 808 nt
Organism: Aphanomyces invadans
Lineage: Eukaryota; Oomycota; Saprolegniomycetes; Saprolegniales; Verrucalvaceae
Exons: 2
Coding region: 87-755 (222 amino acids)
Source: RefSeq, a predicted model, not a curated record